ACCCGAGGAGGGCUAGCAGCAUCCCCCCCGCCUGCGCCUUCACCCGCCAGCCCCCGGCCAUGCUAACGCCGCCCCGCUAACCUGCGCGCCGGGCCCAGAUAAGCCGCCCUGAGCGGCGGCCGUGGGCAUUAACGCUUGUGGAGCAGCGUCCGCCCCGCCACCGGCCGCGUCUGGCGCCGAGGGGAGAGAAAUCAAGCCUGUUCCUCCAACGCCGGGGUGUGGCCACGGUCAUUUUCCAGCCGUUGUCAGUUUUUCCACGCUAAAAGCAAAGCGCGCCCAGCUCAGCAGGAAGAGCCAGGUGCGUGGUCGCCGUGCCUCCGGCCAGGGCCCUGCCGCUGCCUCGCCGUGCCCGGGAGGGUUAAGCCAAAGCAUGCAAAUCCUCCGAGCCUCGGCCAGCCCGAAGCCAGAGCCUUGGCAGGGAAAGCGCCUCCGAGCAGCAGCACUCUGGCUGUGGUGGGACAGGGAGGGGACCCCGAGUGGGAUGUGGAGAGCCAGCUUCUGGCUCUGCUCGGGGGGGGUUGAGGCAUCGAUUCUCAUUUGGUCAUUAAAUAAAUAUGCAAAGGGGCCUUCGAGAGCUGCAUCGAGGAUGGGGACGCUCAAGGGAGGGUGCGCCUGUGCUCGCUGCUCGCGGGCAGGCGCCCAUCAGCCCCUCCUGUACCCAGCACCUCGUCGGGAUGUGGUCACCGGUGCUUUGCACGAGCAAACUCCUGCCUGGGAGAAGAGGUCCUGCUGCAAGGCGAAGGUGGGGGAAAAGGGUGGGCCGCACUGUCAGGAAAAUCCCAACUUUGUGCUGGCGCUCGCCUCCCGUCUGCCCCCGCACGUGUCCCCUCUGCAGGGUCCAGCUUGCAGAUUCAUCUUCCCUCGGAGAUUAGUGACUAAUCUCUCCUUCAUCUGCCGUCUGUCUUAUCAUCGGGGGGAUCGGGGGCCAGGCUGGUGAAUUACUGCCUCCUCGGGGGGCCAGCCCCGGGAGCAUCAGGGGGGCCUUCGCAGGGAGCCCGCAAAAGGAGGGCACAGCAUGGGGCGAGGGAGCACAGACCGGGCAGGAGAGGGGGGACAUUUUCCAGCCCUGGCUGGUGGUCACAUCCCGCAUCCCCAGGAGUGGACGGGGAGCAUCAUCCUGGGGGCAAGAGCAGGGAAAUCCCCUGGGAAACCCCUCCUGCUCCCUCCGACUAAUUAAUCAUCUCGAGGUAAUUGUGCCUGUCAUCGAGACAGAUUAACAGGCAGCCUUCUGCCACGGGAGCAGGAUCGGCGGCGGCCGCCGAGCUCCCGUCCCUUCCCUCCCAGCCCGGUGGAGGGUCCCAUCCACAAACAGCGAGAAGAUGCUCGUCUGCAACCGGGGCGCAGCGGGAGCCACGAGCCAGGGAAAACGUCCACCUGUCCGGCAGCUGCUCCGUCUGGUCAUGAGCAGGACCCUAAGCCCAGCCCAGGGCUGAGCCCCUGCCCCAGCACCGCCAUGGUGCUCCCCUGCGCCCGCGGCAGCGUCGGUGGCGGCCAGCUGGUGCCUGAGGAGCCCCGCGGCCGCAGCAACUCCAUCCCCCCAGCGCAGACCCCCACCGCCAAGCACUUGCUGGCCUACCUGCCCCGGCCACCCACCGACACCAGCCGGUACGGCACCUUUCCCCAGAAGCCCGACCUCCCGGCCGCCCCUGGGGCCGUGGCAGAGGACAGCCGGCAGCAAGCCGGUGCCGCUGCCGCCAAGAGAAGUGCCCUGAUGCCAAACUACCCAUCCCCGCCCUGCCGCGGCGGCAGCGCCUUUCCUGGCGAGCCGUUCCUGCCGCCGAGCUGCGGCAGCGUGGCCACCCAGCACCAUCCCAGCGAUCCGUCCCGGUGCCCACCAGCUGCCCGCCGGUACCCGCUGCACGUGCUGAGCACGUACAAUGUCCCCACCUCGGCGCGUGGCAAGGCCCCCGCCCGCAGCAGCGCUGUCCCUGCCCCGGAGGGGCUGCAGAGCCGGCGCCGCAAGCUGCGGGAGGAGGACGGGCCGGUGGUCCAGGCCGGCAAGCGGCAGCGGCAGCGCUACGUGACCAAGGUGGGCAAGUGCCAGGUGAACCUGGGCAACAUCCAGGAGAAGAAGCGGUUCCUCUCGGACAUCUUCACCACCAUCGUGGACCUCAAGUACCGCUGGUUCCUCUUCGUCUUCAUGAUGUGUUACCUCGUCACCUGGGUCGUCUUCGGCACCGUCUACUUCUUUGACGCCUGGGCGCGGGGCGACGUCGGGCACCGGGGCGACCCCGAGUGGCGGGCGUGCAUCGAGAACGUGGACGGCUUCGUCUCUGCCUUGCUCUUCUCAGUGGAAAGCCAGCGGACCAUCGGCUACGGCUCCCGGAUGGUGACGGCCAACUGCGCCGAGGGCGUCAUCCUGCUGAUGGCGCAGUCCAUCGUCGGCUCCAUGAUCGAUGCCCUGAUGGUGGGCUGCAUGUUCGUCAAGAUCUCCCGGCCCAAGAAGCGCGCCCAGACCCUCAUCUUCAGCAAGAACUGCGUCAUCUCCCGCCGGGACGAGAAGCUCUGCCUGAUGUUCCGCGUGGGGGACCUGCGGGACAGCCACAUGGUGGACGCCAAGAUCCGGGCCAAGCUGAUCAAGUCCCGGCAGACGGCCGAGGGAGAGUUCAUCCCCCUGGAGCAGUCGGAGCUGAACCUGGGCUAUGACACGGGGGAGGACCGCCUGUUCCUGGUGGAGCCCCAGAUCAUCUGCCAUGUCAUCAACCGCCGCAGCCCCUUCUGGGACAUGUCGGCCGAGUCCCUGCGCCGGGAGCAGUUUGAAAUCAUCAUCAUCCUCGAGGGCAUCGUGGAAGCCACAGGAAUGACGUGCCAAGCCCGCACCUCAUACACGGAGGAUGAGAUCCUCUGGGGGUACCGCUUCGAGCCCUGCAUGUCCCUGGAGAAAGGUGCCUUCCGGGUGGACUACAGCCGCUUUGAGAUGACCUUUGAGGUGCAGACCCCGGCGGUCAGCGCCAAGGAGCUGCAGGAGCUGAAGGAGCUGGAGCAGCAGGAGCGCUCCACCACGCUCAGCCUCUACUGGGACCACCUCCUGCAGCUCCGCGCCCCGCCGGCGACCCGGGGCGGCGAGGAUGCUCUCACCGGGCCGAGCGUCUGCGGCAGCACGGCCAAGGGCAGCCGGGCUGAGCCGCCAGAGCGGGGGGCUGCCGCCUGAGCCACCCACGGGGGGGCCGCAGGACGGGAUGCCCAGCCGUGCCCCCUGCGUGCGGUGGCUGCCUGGCGGAGGGUCCCGUGCCUGCAGUGCCAUAGAGAACCUGCUGCUGCGGGGCCGAGCCCUCCUGCCCCCAGCCCCCGCCCACGGCACGACUUCUGCAGAGCUGCUCUUCUGCAGCGAGGACCACGAGAGCCAAACAGCGGGCCAUUGAAGUCUCCUAAUUAAAAGAACCACACAAAUGAAGCAGCAGCGUUUGGUUUGUUUGGACACCACUUGUUGGGGCCUGCUCAUACCGCAUAAGGGUGGGACUGCUGCUGCACAGCACGGGGAGGGGUGGGCAGGAGCCCAGGCUGGCAGGGAAGCGCUCCUGCCCCCCCCCACCCUCCUUUGCCCCCCAAAAAUAGAGUCACACCUGCGCACAGCACACAUUUUGCCUCACGUCCCCCCCCACUGCACCACUUGUGGCUCCAGGACCCCCCCACAGACCGACAUCGCCCCACAUUCCCCCCCAAACUGCCCCCUGUUACCCCAGGACCACCCCAUCACAAAAAUUCCCACCGGAGGCGAGAGGCUGGGAUGCAGUU
Phalacrocorax carbo (great cormorant) is the source of this 3735-nucleotide messenger RNA. NCBI's taxonomy places the organism in Eukaryota, Metazoa, Chordata, Aves, Suliformes, Phalacrocoracidae. The record is from RefSeq and is a predicted model, not a curated record.